Ogataea philodendri is the source of this 3249-nucleotide messenger RNA. RefSeq lists its product as uncharacterized. Gene Ontology annotation, cellular component: mitochondrion; cytosol. Gene Ontology annotation, biological process: peptide catabolic process. Lineage: Eukaryota; Fungi; Ascomycota; Pichiomycetes; Pichiales; Pichiaceae. Bases 1 to 3249 code for a protein of 1082 amino acids. Gene Ontology annotation, molecular function: metalloendopeptidase activity; metal ion binding. The transcript has a single exon. The record is from RefSeq and is a predicted model, not a curated record.
AUGUCCCAAUUUACAGUCUUGAGCCAAAAUCUGGAAAAACCUGAUAUCGAUGAUCGUCAAUACAGAUUGCUCAAGCUGCCAAAUGGACUGGUAUCACUGGUGAUCUCUGAUCCUACCACAGACAAGUCUGCUGCUGCGUUGGACGUGAACGUCGGUGCUUUUCAAGAUCCAGAGACAUUACCCGGGCUGGCACACUUCUGUGAACACUUACUCUUCAUGGGAACCAAGAAGUACCCGUCAGAGAACGAAUACAGCUCCUACCUCUCCAAAAACUCCGGGUUCAGCAACGCCUUCACAUCGUCAGAACACACAAAUUAUUAUUUCGAGGUUGCAAACGAGGCAAUGCACGGAGCACUAGACAGAUUCUCUCAGUUCUUCAUCUCGCCGUUGUUCGACCCAAAUUGCAAAGACAGAGAGAUCAAUGCUGUUGACUCAGAAAAUAAGAAGAAUUUACAGGCUGAUAUAUGGAGACUUCAUCAACUCAACAAAUCCCUCACAAACCCAAAUCACCCUUACCACAAGUUCUCCACAGGAAACAAGACCACUUUGGGAGACCUUCCAAUCAAACAGGGACUCGACGUGCGGGAAGAGUUGCUCAAGUUCCAUGCCAAGUACUACUCUUCUAACAUUAUGAGACUGGUUAUUAUUUCUAAUGAAUCGCUCGAUACAAUGACGUCAUGGACUGUGGACAUGUUUUCAAAUAUUGCCCAAAAGGACGCCAAGCCUCCUAUCGAGACCAAGUCACCAUACCAAGCAUACGAGUACAACAAGUACCUGAUCCAUGCCAAGCCGAUCAUGGAACUCAGAUCUUUACAGGUGUCGUUCCCGAUCCCGGAUACUAGACCAUACUGGGAGUCGAAACCUGCUCAGUACUUGUCUCACUUAAUUGGCCACGAGUCUGAAGGUUCACUGUUGGCCAACUUCAAGCAGAAGGGAUGGGCCACCGGCUUGAGCUGUGGCCAUGAACCAAUUUCUGCCGGAUAUUCAUCUUUCAUCAUCAACGUGGAACUGACAAAUGACGGUCUCGAUCACCACACGGAGGUUCUGGAGCACGUGUUCAAAUACAUCAGAAUGCUCAACGUUCAGGGUCCACAGGAAUGGAUUUUUCAGGAAUUACGCGACAAGAGCAUCACCAGCUUUAAAUUCAAACAGAAGCGUGGUGCCAGUCAAACUGCUAGUCGGCUGGCUGGCUCUCUCCACGGGUUGGAGUAUUAUAACACCAAGGGACAACAUCCAUUGGAGGAGAUGCCGGUCAUUCCACCACGUGCACAGAUCUCUCCUGACCAGCUUCUGAGUACCUCCGUGAUCAGAAAGUAUGAUCCUGAAGCUAUCAGCUACGUCCUUUCUUUCUUGAAUCCAGAGAACUUCCGUGCAACAUUGAUCUCACAGAGAGACUUCUCGAAUGGCAAUGUUCUCACCGAGAAAUGGUAUGGAACUGAGUAUCAACCCACCAAAAUUGAUAGCAAAAUCAUUGACUCGCUUCACAAUAUUUACAAAGGCUCUGAUUAUGAAGAGUACCGUUUACCAGACCGCAACAUUUUCAUCCCAACUGAGUUCUCGUUGGUUGAGCCUCCUAAGGACGAGUCCAGCGAAAUCGUUUAUCCCAAACUCAUUUUCAACAGUCCAAGUUCCAAGGUCUGGUUCAAAAUCAACACAAAACUCGGUGGUCCAAGAUCGGGUGUUACGCUCAAAUUUAAUCUUCCUGGAUCCACCUCGACUCCGUUGAAUUCUGUGUUCUUGUCGCUGUUUGUGGAGAUGUUGGACGACGAGCUCAACAGUGUUUCUUACCUUGCAAGCCUUGGUGGACUGAACCACGAGUUCGGAUUGGCUCGUUCUGGAAUGACUUUGUCAAUUAGUGGAUUCUCUCACAAGCUGGAAAACUUGCUCGACAGAGUUAGCGAUACCCUGAUAAAGUUCACCAAUGACGAGUCGAUGUGGAAUGAUUAUAGAGAAGAGAGAUUCAAGGUCAUCAAGGAGAAAAUGCAUAGAAAUUUGAAGAACUUUGGUUACACUGUUCCUUUCCGUCAGAUUGGUCCAAUCUUAUCCUCUCUGAUUAAUGACGAGUCGUGGAUGAUUGACGAAGAAAUCGAGUGUUUUGAUGCCGUUACUUACAGCUCAUUCAAGAGUUUUGUGUCCAACCUAUUUGGCAUCUGUUUUGUUGAAAUGUUCGUUAUCGGAAAUUACACCAGACACGAAGCAUCUCAUAUCAACGAGCUUAUUUCCUCCAAGCUCCAUCAAACCAUCCCAUACACCGAGUCCCAGUUCACUAGAGGCCGUUCCUUGGAUCUCCCAUACGGACAAGAAUUCCAUUUCAUCAAGAAGAAUAUUGAUGAGGACAACAUCAACUCGUGUGUUGAAACGUACAUUCAGUUGGGUGAGAUCACCGACAAUAGAGAACGUGUUUUGACCGAGUUGGUUUCCCAGAUCGUGCAUGAGCCGUUUUUCGAUCGUCUGAGAACUAAGGAACAACUGGGAUAUGUUGUUUUCUCUGGCGUGAGACAGACAAGAACUACCUUUGGCCUAAGACUUUUGAUUCAAAGUGAAAGAAGCACCGGAUAUUUGCUUGAUAGAAUGGCCAGAUUCCUCACCAGAAUGGGUCACUCCAUUUCUACCAUGACUGAAGAGGAGUUUGACAAGCACGUUAAUGCCGUGAUUAACAAGAAGCAGCAAAAGGUGAAGAAUCUUUCUGAGGAGAAGGCCAGAUAUUGGAACUCUAUUGCAUCUGGCUACUAUGAUUUCGACAAACGGGAGCUAGACGUGGAAACAUUGAAAACCAUCAAGUUGAAGGAGGUUGUCGAUUUCUACAACUCUCGCAUCUUGGACAAGGAUAACCAUGGAAAGCUGGUUGUUCACUUGGAAAGUCAAGUCAUCCCAAAACAGCCUUUGGUCCAAAACCUAUCAAGCAUCAUCUCCAACUUGUUAUUUGACUACCCCGAGUACGAUUCUUCCGAGGUCAGCUCAAACGAGCUCACUAGCCUGGUCGAGAAGAAGAUCACAGAGGAGACCACAGUGGACGAACAUGUUUUAGAUUCUUUGCUUGACGACGAAUUUACAGCAUUAGUUCCUAACUUCAAACACAAAGCACAGUUCAUCACGUCCAUUUUGGCCGAGUUGAAGAAAGAACAUACUAUUCCAAAUCCGAUCACCAACGUUGGCCAAUGGAAGUCCCAGAUCCCAUUGACAGCUACACCAAGCACUCGCAUCCCUGAACAGUUCAUGGAUGAGACUUUGAUCGAGGCAAAACUAUAG